AUGAACAAAUUAUUUAUUUUUAUUUAUAAUGUUAUAUCAGACGUUACAGCAAAACCCCAAGACAGCAGUAGCAGCAGUUGUACCCAUAACAGUCUCAGCAGCAGCAGUGCCAGCAGUAUCCAUAACAACCGCAGCAGCAGCUUUAGCAGUACCCAUAACAGCCCCAGCAGCUAUACUCAUAACUGCCCCAGCAGCUCCAGCAGUAUUCAUAACAGCCCCAGCAGCUAUACUCAUAACUGCCCCAGCAGCUCCAGCAGUAUUCAUAACAGCCCCAGCAGCUAUACUCAUAACUGCCCCAGCAGCUCCAGCAGUAUUCAUAACAGCUCCAGCAGCAGCUGCAGCAAUACCCACAUCAGCAGCUAA
This is a messenger RNA of Procambarus clarkii (red swamp crayfish), 363 nucleotides long. The record is from RefSeq and is a predicted model, not a curated record. NCBI's taxonomy places the organism in Eukaryota, Metazoa, Arthropoda, Malacostraca, Decapoda, Cambaridae.